AUGGCCUCUACAUUUUCAUAUGCGCAAGCCGCAAAAGGCGUCUCCACGCCAGCGACCACAAGCAAGUCGGCAUCCGGCUCUGCUACUCCAGCCAAGGACGGCAACAGCGCAUCUGGCCAAGAAACCAGUGCUUCGCCCAGCAACUGGGCUGAAGACGUCGAGUCUGAGUCGCGCCCUGAGCAACCUGCGAAAGCCCACGAGGCGCAACCAGAGCAAACCGCUCCCAACGUGGCUAAGAUUUCACAGCCUGUAGAUGCCUCUAAUGAAUCCUCACCGGAUCUCGCAUCCUCCACCUCGUCAACAGUCACCAAGGACGACGACGUUUCCUCGAUACCAAAUGCCUCCUCUGAGUCGACCACUUGGGAUAAUAAGUCCCAGGCCUCCACCUCUGUUGAUAAGUCGGUCGAGCCGGUCGAAAAGACAUCCGACAAGGUCAAGAAGGCCAAAAAUGUCCCCGCUAAGCCUCUUCAGGAGGCGCCCGUACCGACUGUAAACCCUUGGAAAAUACGAGCGGACACCAUCAAGUCCCAGGUCCAGAAGGUCGCACCCCAAACAACUCCCAACGGAGUCCAGGCUAAGAAGGGCGACUCAACGUCCCAAGAGAAGGUCACAAACGGCGAGAGCAGAAGCAAGGGCCGAAAAGAUUUCCGGGGCGAUGUCGAUGUCAGGAAUGGUGCCAAGGGUAGAUUUCCUGAGAAGGAUGCCAAGGCAGGCCCGAAUGCGAGCGCGCUGCCUCCUCCGCCAAACCGCGAUCAGGAGUCCUGGCCAACCCCCGAGACCGUUAUUGAUGAGGAUCGCAAGAAGGCCCAAGAGAAGGGCGAGAAGACCGAGCAAAAACCCAGGGAUGGCACCUCGACCAGCAAGCAUGAGUGGGUGAAAAUCCCAUACACACCAACUGUCGUGUUCAACACACCUCUGCCAAACGCGGCAGGUGCUAGGAGAGGUGGCCGACCUGGAGGACGUGGUGGAGCGCUGAGCAGUGGCAGGCCUACUGGUUUCGGCAGCAAUGGUGCUGAACACACUGAGAAGGAUGGAUUCGCACUGAACGGCGAGCAGAAGGCAGCUGCUCAGGAUGCGUCUCCAAAGACAAAGCGCACCGAUUCACCUACGUUGAACGGUCAGUCGCCCGCAGUCAACGGAGACAGCGCUGACAAAGCCACUGGCCCUGUAACCUCCGAGUCUGAGGCACAGCCCAGGAGGUCGACAUUGUCCAACAUGCCCGCUCAGAACGGCGCCUACCCUCGCCAGUACCCCGGCAAGCCCCACAAGGGCCGCCGAGGCGAAUUCCACGGCGCCGGAGAGCGAAGGAGAGAUGGUGCUUCCUCACCCACCAAGGAUAACACCUGGGGUGAGCAUCAGACCUCUGCUGGAACGCAGACAGACGCUGCUGGGGAUGGUGAGCGUAGAGCUCCUACUUACCAAGACGGCUCUUCGCAUGGUCAUUCCAAGCGCUUUAGUUCAUUCUCUAGUGGUCGUGAACGUGGCCGUGGAGGUCGCGGCGGCCGUGGAAACUACACCAAUGGGCACCACUUCACUAACGGACACUCUACGUCGAGCUUCCCCUUGGGUCCACGAUCUCCUACGACCUUUGUUCCCGAGAGCAACAGUUUCUUCCCCGCGUCUCAGGGCAAGUACGGUCGCAACGGCCAUCGAUCACAGUCUUUGACUGCCGACCCUUACAGGUACCAAUCCUUCCAGAGCGGGUACCCAGCUCCUAUACAGACUGGCCAUGAUAUGUACCCUUACGGCAUGGCUCCUCCACCUAUGAGCGCUGGAUUACCGUACAGCCCAUACGGCGUUGAUCAGUACCAGAUUUUCUCCAUGAUCACUGCCCAAGUGGAGUACUACUUCUCCGUUGACAACUUGCUCAAGGAUAUGUACCUACGUCGCCACAUGGAUUCACAAGGAUUUGUCUCUCUUGAAUUCAUUGCUGGUUUCAACCGCAUCAAGAACCUGUCCCCCGAUAUCGACAUGAUUAGGCUUGUCUGCCAGCAGUCUGCCGUCAUUGAGUACCGCACUAGCGAGAACGGUCAAGACCGACUGCGUCGCAAGGACAACUGGGCACAAUGGGUUCUUGACAUGGCCGAGCGCGAUCCAUCUGCGCAGAACGAGGGACCAAAGGAGCUCAACCAACCUCAGAUCUCUCAUCCUGCAGGCUUCGACCCAUCCAAGCCCCCUCAGUGGUCAGCCAUGUCCCCAGCUUUUAGCCCGUUCGGGAACGAGGGCGCCUACCCUCAGAUGAACGGAUUCCAUCCUGUUCCCCAAGAUGCCGGAUCGGUGCCGGCGGAGACAAACGGCACGGCCCCGGAAGAAGCAAAUGCGGCCGUCUCGAACGGUCACCCGAUCGAGAGCUCGACAAAGGCUGUGAGUGGAGAACCUGAUUCAUUUUCUGACUUGCAACUCGACAGCUUGACAGUCGUUAUGCGCAAGCAAAACCAGACCCAAGCGUUGCCUCCUUCCGUUUCACGAACAUUUUCUAAUGGCUCCAUCGAUAGUAAACAUGGCGUGCCAGAUGAACCGGAGAACUCGAUCACCUGCCAAGUGAUGGUUAAUGGUGCCGGAAAAUCGGAUGGUGGCGCUGAGAGCCAGCUUGAUCGCCCACAGACCGUCACCGACCCCUUACAAUCGACUUCUCCCGCUGCGCCUGCUCGCCUCUAUUGGGUCAAAGAUCAUCACAACCCAGUUCACACAAUUCCCUCUGAUUCAUCGCAUGAAUCGUAUUAUCAUCUUCGAUCCAAAGCCCUUUACCAGCGUUCCAAUGCACCUCUGGGCACAACCCCUUACGACAUGAACGUUCUUUACCAAUUCUGGUCACAUUUCUUGAUACGGAAUUUCAAUCAAUCAAUGUACGACGAGUUCCGCCAUUUGGCUUUCGAAGACGCCGCCCACCGGAGGACGGACACUGGAAUUUCCAAUCUUAUCGAGUUUUACGGCGAGUCUUUGCUUUCGUCACAUGGGGUGAUCCGCCAGCGGGUAGCUUCAGACUUCAUUGAACUUAUCAGGACCGAGGACGAGCGCCGUCCAGCUUUCGACCAGCUGAAAGCAGCUUAUUGCAGCGGUAGCAUGGACCUUCGAAGUCGACAGCGUAUUGAUGAUUUGCUUGAUGCUGAUACCUUGGCUCUGUUGACACCCCCAUGA
Alternaria atra is the source of this 3138-nucleotide messenger RNA. RefSeq lists its product as uncharacterized. Gene Ontology annotation, cellular component: cytosol; cytoplasmic stress granule. Gene Ontology annotation, molecular function: RNA cap binding. Bases 1 to 3138 code for a protein of 1045 amino acids. Gene Ontology annotation, biological process: mRNA stabilization; positive regulation of translation. The record is from RefSeq and is a predicted model, not a curated record. The transcript is spliced from 3 exons. Lineage: Eukaryota; Fungi; Ascomycota; Dothideomycetes; Pleosporales; Pleosporaceae.